Molecule: messenger RNA, 2713 nt
Organism: Anguilla anguilla (European eel)
Lineage: Eukaryota; Metazoa; Chordata; Actinopteri; Anguilliformes; Anguillidae
Product: protein NLRC3-like
Exons: 9
Coding region: 14-2713 (899 amino acids)
Source: RefSeq, a predicted model, not a curated record
AUAUAAACUAAAGAUGAACAGGAGGGCAGCUGUUUCUGUGAUGCUGGAAUCACCACAUCUGGCACAGUCAAAGUCGCUUAGAUCACACAUCUUGCCCAUUCUAAUAGAUAGGGGCGCUGUUUCUAAAAUGAAUCUCUCAGAGGAGCCAAAGACCAAAGGAGGAACCCUCAGCAGUGAGAGGAAGAGGGUCCAGGUAGAAAGAGCAGGGUCACCUGUACCCAGCUGUGUGUCUCUGAAGAGUGAUCCUUCAGUGGAUCCUCCACUCACUUUCAAAGGAGAGUUCACAGGUGAUCAAAGGGUCCAGGUAGAAAGAGCAGGGUCACCUGUACCCAGCUGUCUGUCUAUGAAGAGUGAGCAUUCAAUGCCACUUCCACUCGAGUUCAGAGGAGAGUUCACAGGUGAUCAAAGGGUCCAGGUAGAAAGAGCAGGGUCACCUGCACCCAGCUGUCUGUCUAUGAAGAGUGAUCAUUCAAUGCAUCGUCCAAUCGGCUUCAGAGGAAAGUUCACAGGUGACCAAAGGAUCCAGCAGUCACUGAAGUCCAGCUCUUUCGAAGAGAAGAGUUCAGAUAAAUUAUCUUCCGCAAAAAAGUCUCUCCUGCGCACUCUGAUGAAGCUGAAGGAUGAAAAGCUGAAACUGUUCCAGAGCCAUCUGAGUCAGGAUUGCCCUGAAUGCUGUCUUGAAGAUCAGAGUCUGCCUGAAGAUCCUACUUGGCUGGAUAAGUUUAUGAAGUUUAUUAAUGAAUUGUUUGACAGUCAUGAAGCUGAUGAUUACCCAGAAUGCAUUGAGAGAAUGUACAUAGUUGAGAAGAUGCUGGAGACCUGUGGUAGUGAGAGGUCUCUGAAGAUCACACUCGACAUCUUGAGGAACAUGAAGCAGAAGGAUCUCGCUAAUUCACUGGAAAGAGAUGAGCGCAAUGAAUCCAUAAAAAGAGCCCAGCAGGCACUGAAAACUCAUCUGAAGAGGAAGUUUGAAUGCAUAUUUGAAGGUUUAGCAAAGCAGACAACCCUCCUCAAUGAGAUCUAUACAGAGCUCUACAUCACAGAGGGAGGAAGUGGGGAGGUCAAUGAUGAACACGAAGUCAGACAGAUUGAGACAGCAUCUAAGAGACGAACCACACAGGAGACUGCAAUCCUCUGCAAUGACAUCUUUAAGCCUUUACCUGGACAAGGGAAACCUAUCAAAACUGUGCUUACAAAGGGCAUCGCUGGCAUUGGGAAAACUGUCUCUGUGCAGAAGUUCAUUCUGGACUGGGCAGAAGGAAAAGCCAAUCAGGACAUUGAUUUCAUCUUCACUCUUCCUUUUCGAGAUCUGAACUUGAAGAAGGAAAGAGAAUUCAGUCUGAUGCAGCUUCUGCAGCACUACUUUCCACAGCUGAAAGAGAUCAAAAGUGUUGAUGGUGAAGUCAACACCUUCAAAGUCAAAGUUGUAUUUAUCUUUGAUGGACUGGAUGAGUGUCGACUUCCUCUAAAUUUCCAAAGUAAUAAGUACUGCUCCGAUAUAACAGAGUCAUCAUCAGUGGAUGUGCUGCUGACCAACCUCAUUAAGGGGAAUCUGCUUCCCUCUGCUCUCCUCUGGAUCACCUCCCGACCAGCAGCAGCCAGUCAGAUCCCUCCUGAGUGCGUCCACCAGGUGACAGAGGUACGAGGGUUCAAUGACCCGCAGAAAGAGGAGUACUUCAGGAAGAAAAUCAGAGAUGAGAACCAGGCCAGCAGAAUUAUUUCACACAUGAAGUCAUCCAGGAGCCUCUACAUCAUGUGUCACAUACCAGUCUUCUGCUGGAUUUCUGCUACUGUUCUGGAGACAAUGUUGGGUAAAACAGAGAGUGGAGAUCUGCCCAAAACGCUGACUGAAAUGUACACACGCUUUCUGCUUAUUCAGACUAAGGUGAAGAAUCAGAAAUAUCAUGGCACUGAUGAGACAGACACAAAGAUGUUAGCAUCAGAUACAGAAAUCAUCCUGAAACUGGGGAAGCUGGCUUUUCUACAGAUGGAAAAGGGCAAUCUGAUACUCUAUGAAGAGGACCUGAGAGAGAGUGGCAUUGAUGUCAGUGAAGCUUCAGUGUACUCUGGGGUGUGCACAGAGAUCUUUAAGGAGGAGUGUGGGUUGCACCAGGAGAAGGUCUACUGCUUUGUGCAUCUGAGCAUUCAGGAGUAUAUGGCUGCCUUGUUUGCAUUGCAAUCAUGUGUAAAUGAGAACAGAAAUGUACUCAGAGCAGAAGAAUCAAAACCUCACAGUGACAGAGUGCAGCUGUCUGAGUUACACAAGAGUGCAGUGGAUCAGGCCUUAUUGAGUAGGAAUGGACACCUGGACCUUUUCCUCCGAUUCCUUCUUGGCCUCUCUCUGGACUCCAUUCAGACUCUCUUAGGAGGACUACUGACACAGACAGGAAGCAGAUCAGAGAGCAUUAAGAAAACAGUCCAGUACAUUAAGGACAGGAUCAGACAGGAAUCUUCAGCAGAGAGGAUCAUCAAUCUGUUCCACUGUCUUAAUGAACUGAAUGACAGCUCUCUAGUGCAGGAAAUCCAGAAUUCCCUGAGAUCAGGAAAACUUUCUGAUAAAGAGCUGAAACCAGACCAAUGUUCAGCUCUGGCCUUUGUGUUACUGAUGUCAGAGGAGAUCCUGGAUGAGUUUGACUUGAAGACAUACAACACAUCAGCAGAAGGUCAUCAGAGACUGGUACCAGUAGUCAGGAACUGCAGGAAGGCCAUGUGA